CCCCAUUGUGCUCUCGUGCAGGGGUUGCCGCGCCGAUUGGCACCGAUGGGCGCCAGACGAGUCGAAGCGGAGUCCGAGGGUGGUCCUAGGCCGGUGCGGGAACUCGAGAUGGCUGCGGGGUUUCUCCUCAGGUGCGUCCUCGCCGAGUGAGGCCCCGCCGCGGAUGCCGCCCUCGACGCCGGCCUCGACGCUCAGGAAGGACCCAGGGACCGAAGCAUGACAGCUGCCGUCAUGGAGAACGUUAACUGGGACCCCGCGCUUUCCAAGCUGCUGCAGUCCUUGGAGGAGAACAAGUCGGAGAUCCCGAGCUGCACCGAGGAGGAGUUCGGGUUCCUGAGUGAGCUGCUCCAGUCGAAGGAGCUCAACGCCCUCGUCAACGUCCACAACAAGAUUCUCAACAAUGUCAAGGACGACAAGUUCUUCCCCGUGCUGUCCAACUCGAUGGACAUCGACGUCGAGGUGCUCGACCUGCUCUCGACCAAGACGCACCACUCCGACGAGUACAAGGAGCUCUUCCACCUCCUGCAGAAACCACACAUACAGGGUCUUCUCUGCGCGCACGACCUGAUCGCCCAGAAGGACUACUACCCCAGGCUCCCUGAAAUCCCUCUGGAGGUCGACGAAGACGAGGAGACGGUCAAGAUCGUCCAGCUGGUCAAGUCCAACGAGCCUCUGGGCGCGACCAUCAAGACCUGCGAGGUCACCGGGAAGAUCGUCAUCGCGAGGAUCAUGCACGGUGGCGCCGCCGACCGGUCCGGCCUCAUCCACGUCGGCGACGAGGUCUGCGAGGUCAACGGCAUCAGCGUGGAGGGAAAGACCCCUAACUGCGUCCUCAAGAUCCUGCAAAAUUCGGAGGGAACGAUUACCUUCAAGAUCGUGCCAGCGGAUAGCAAGGGUGGAGUGCGCGAGAGCAAGGUGCGGGUAAAGGCUCACUUCUCCUACCGAGCUGGGGACGAUCCGUACAUCCCCUGCAAGGAGGCCGGCUUGGACUUCUCCAAGGGAGACGUGCUCCACAUCGUCAGCCAGGACGACACCUACUGGUGGCAGGCCAGACGGGAAGGCGACAGGAACAUGAGGGCCGGUCUGAUCCCCAGCAAGGCUCUGCAAGAGAGGAAGAUCACCCUGGAGAGGCAGCAUAAGGAGAAGAUCGACGACGACGAAGACAGUAUCAGCUUGUGUUCUGUUCCAGUGCCUUUGCCCGCGUUGUGCCCCCGUCCCAGUACCUCUUUGCACGCCUCGCCUACAAAGUGCAACUUGCAGGGAAUUAAAACUAAAAAAAUCAUGUAUGACGCUGCAGAGAACGACGACUUCGACCGCGAAGAGAUACCGACCUACGAGGAGGUCGCCAAGCUCUACCCGAGGCCCGGCCUCUACCGGCCGGUGGUCCUCGUGGGGCCACCCGGGGUCGGCAGGAACGAGCUCAAGAGGCGACUCGUCGCCACCGACCCCGAAAAGUAUCGCACCCCAGUACCUUACACCUCGAGGCCGCCGAGGCCGGGCGAGGUCAACGGCAAGGAGUACCACUUCGUCACGAGGGAGGCCAUGGAGGAGGACAUCGAUACCGGCAAGUUCAUCGAGUAUGGCGAGUACAAGGGAAACUUGUACGGCACCAGUGCCGAAGGCGUCAGCUCCCUCGUCAACGCCGGCUACGUCUGUCUCCUCAGUCCCCAUUACCAGGCCCUGAAGAUGCUGAGGACUCCCAGACUGAAGCCCUUCGUCAUCUACAUCAAACCGCCGCGGUUCGAGAUCCUCAAGGAGACGAGGAACGAGGCCAGGGCGAGGUCGACCUUCGACGAGAACAACUCCAGAGGGUUCACGGACGAGGAAUUCCACGAGAUCCUACACAGCGCCGCCAGGAUAGAGUUCCUUUACUCCCACCUCUUCGACGAGGUGAUCGUAAACGCGGACCUCUCCAUGGCCUUUGAACAGCUCGUGGACGCUAUCCACAGGGUGGAGACGGAGCCGAUGUGGGUCCCCGCCUCUUGGGUCCAGUGAACUCCGCCCUGACCCCUGGAAGUCGUCGGAGAUGCUCGUUGGCGACCCGUCGUAGAGUCCGCACACUGCCAGUCUCGAGCGUCCCCAGGACGCUGCCGAGAGGAUCCUCGAGGUCGCCCCGAGUCCCUACCCUGAGGCGCAUCUCGAGGUCGCCGCCGUUGCCUGCUAAAGCAAGGGCGAUCGUUAGUCCCAAUUGUUGUUACAAUCGUUGCCAAAGAACUCACCGAUGAGAGCCGGACGCCACGAGUUAGCGGGGAACGCCGAGGAAGAGAGGAACGAAAGGACCGCCCACGCGCCUCGACGCUCCGACGCUCCUAUCGGGGACGAUUCCCGGAGCUCUUCGUCGACUCGCCGAGGUCGACGUCGAGGAUCCUCCAAAAUCGCCGGCGAGACGCGCGCUCCCCGAAACUCGUGGCGCCCCCGGCGAGGUCGCGCGAUACGCUAUUUUUUCCAUGUACCGAGAUAUGACGACGGGACGACCACCGUCGGCGCGUUACGUCGAUCCCGUAGCUGCCCGAUCGCAUUAAAUAGUUCAUCCUCGAUGUACACUUCUAUAUGUUAUCGAAAGAAAUACAGCAUUACAUCUUUA
Messenger RNA from Orussus abietinus, 2584 nucleotides. It is a transcript of the gene metro, whose product is annotated as MAGUK p55 subfamily member 7. Lineage: Eukaryota; Metazoa; Arthropoda; Insecta; Hymenoptera; Orussidae. Gene Ontology annotation, cellular component: cell-cell junction; plasma membrane. The transcript is spliced from 11 exons. The record is from RefSeq and is a predicted model, not a curated record. Bases 217 to 1995 code for a protein of 592 amino acids. Gene Ontology annotation, molecular function: protein binding.